Molecule: messenger RNA, 2575 nt
Organism: Ornithodoros turicata
Lineage: Eukaryota; Metazoa; Arthropoda; Arachnida; Ixodida; Argasidae
Gene: MED8
Product: mediator of RNA polymerase II transcription subunit 8-like
Exons: 6
Coding region: 222-959 (245 amino acids)
Biological process (GO): regulation of transcription by RNA polymerase II
Cellular component (GO): mediator complex; core mediator complex
Molecular function (GO): RNA polymerase II cis-regulatory region sequence-specific DNA binding; transcription coregulator activity
Source: RefSeq, a predicted model, not a curated record
UUUCUGGCUCACUCAAUUUAGUUAAGCCUAGUUCUGCUCGCAGUGGUAUACGGGAUACAUAUAUGGAUACUCUGUUUCCGGCAGCGAUUACGUAAUAUAUAGUUACAUUACAGGUAGCUGUGGGUGACGGACUACACCGACUACACACUGACCAACUAGACUUUCUCCUCCGUGACCACAGUGACCGUGAAUUCGCAGCGCGGAGCAGCAAUAAACAAAAAAUGGAGAGGGAAGAAAAAGCUCUGGAAGCUGCAUUGGAUGCUAUGAUAAGCCGAACUCAAGAUCUGAAAAGUUCUAUAGCAAAUUUUAUAGGAAAACUUGAAACGGAAUAUGAAGUUCUCCAGUGGCCGUCGGUAUUGGACAACUUCGCCCUCAUUUCUGGCCAGAUGAACACACUUUUGAAGGUGUUACGCAACGACAAGACACCACCUUUGCGAAACAGGAUUGUGCUUCCACUUUUUCUAAAUCCAGAGAGGGAUGAAGAGUUAGCUAAAGUAACAGAGGGAAGGAUCCAAUUCUUCAACCAUGAAGUGGUGCCAGAUUAUUUGAGGACAAAGCCGGAUCCUGAUGUGGAGUCCACGGAACAGAUGGUGACUCAGAAAGCCAGCCAGAUGUCACUGGACGCAGCUCAGAAACAAAUUGCUACACUAAACAAGAUUGCCAACAACAUAGUAGACAUGGUGAAGAAUGCUAGAGAGGAAUGGGAAAGCGAAUCAGGACAGAGGGCAAACAUUGCACAGACCUCAUCAUUGUCAGAUACAAAUGCACUCAUAGGUGCUAUCAGCUUGGGAAAAGGUCUGCGGCCAACCCUGGGAUCACCAAAGAGCCCCUUGCCUUCUCAAAUGACUGCCCCACAAAGAGGAGGAAAAACCUUCCAAAUGCAUCCAGGUACCAAAGUCCCCAGUGCUAUCAAGACAAACAUCAAAGCUGCAGGAGGCAUUCAUCCCUAUGGAAGAUGAGACACAGUUUAUUCCUGGUACAAGAUGCCUUCACAGAGGCACAAAGGCAGUCUUAUUGCAUUUCAAGGAAAAGCACACACACCACUUCCUAAGAGAAAUGACACAUUUUCCACGGUAUUGAGGUCUUAGAUACAAGGAUGAGUCUCCUUAGAACAGAGACAGUUACAAAAUCUGCCCAGUUAUUGUCUGAUGCUGAAGAAAACAAAUUGAGCAAACUAUUUUUUUUAUGCUAUCGUACAAAACAGUCGACACCUUUGUACAAUUAAAAGUCACAACAGAAAAAUCUAUACAACAGUAAAAAAAACAAGCAGAUUUUGCUCAAAGAAUCAGUACACAAAUCUUACAUAAAGAGUCAAUAUUAACCAGUCGAGUUUUGUAGCAUAACAGCAGCGAUAAUCACACUUAUUCGGUAAAAUCGCAAUAUAAUGAACAAAUCUUUCUGAACAGAAAGCACAACCAGCCAAACAAUACCAGAGGUAUUUACAAUCCUCCCAAAAGGGAGUAACCCCAAAUAAAUAUAUUCUGCCAAAAAAUUUUUUUCCUCCCUUUAUGGUGUGGCAAGGAUUACAGGGCGAUUGUCUGGAAGAGUAUUCAGUUUUUAUAAGAACUGCUCAAGCCUGUUGUUGGCAGAAGGAUGUUUCCAGGCGUGACGUAAUCUCCGAUCAUGAGGCUGCUAUUUACAGGAAAGUGGGACGUGUUGUUAAGAAGAACCUGUUGCUGUUGGAGGAAAAGAAAUCAACUGUCAAAGUAUCUUCCCCAUUACACAGUCCAACCUCAUUAACAUGUAUUCUACCCUCAAUAUUAUGAGGGUUGUUGUCCUGUGCCCCUAGUGUAGGGGCACUGCUUACAUCGGCCAAAUUCAAUCCAUUUAAAGGAUAUCCUCACGCAUCCUUGAAAAAAACAUUACUAACAUGGUUCAACGACACUCGCGGAGAACUUUCACACCUAUGGUACACCCCGGGAUAAGUUGAUUGGCUAUCAAGAUGUAGUUCUUGAAGGUGUUCGCCACUGACACAUUUCUUCUGUAUGAUGUUCUUGAACAAUGCCUCCUGUUUGUUAAUAUGACCAUAGUCAUAUUGGCAAGGUUCAACUGUACAGGCUUUCAAAAAGCUAAACCUAACUGUGGCAAGAGAGGGAAAAUAAUAUCCAAUGCUUGGUUUUACAAAAAAUUAAUGGAGAAAAACUAGCGUGUAACCAUACAUAUGUGUGGCCUCAAUACAAUUAGGGUGACAGAGCGAUUACCUGAUUGAAUAAGGCAGGCGAGAUGCCUCCACCAAUUGAGCUUGUGGGAACGGCCUGAGCCCUUGAGUUGACUGUCUUUGUCGAGUUUAUGGUACCUGGGCUUGGAAGAGAUCCUGCAAAUCAACCAUUCAAUAUGACAUCUUGAGAACAACCCAAAAAUUCCUUCAUUUUGCCAUAUUUCUGCAAUCGACCCACACCAUGGUGAUAAUAGGUUAUACCUCUCUCAGAUACGGAAGGCAUUUUGUCCAUAAUGUCCACAUCGAUAAACAAAUCUGUGAAUGUAAUGUAGUGAAGUCACGUUCUUUUCUUACUGAGAGUACACGAAAACAACGUUUUGUUGGUAUUUUGAAAAUACAACAGCAAACUGCAUUUGC